AUGGAGACAUCGGUACCAUGGUUGCACUAUAGCAGGUCUGAGUCGAAUGUCGAUACCCUGGGGCAGACUGAUACCUCGAGAGCGUUGUCAUACCCAGAUACACAUCUCUUCCCCUCCGCUCUGUCGGUGGGGAAGGCCAUCUUUGUCGUGGCAAUGGACAACACAGCAGCGAAAAGGCAGAUAUUCCGAGAAUUUAUCGACAAUUCCGGAAGUAGCAUCCUCCCCAUGUCGCCAGCUCCAUCCCCAUGCUCUUCUCUGGGGUCGAGCGUCAAUAGUCUACCGGAUUCCGACAGAAUAUCAACUCAAAAUCCGCAAAUCAUCUCCGGUUAUUCUGGAUCACAAUACAACGGAUGCGCUACAGCACUAGAUCAAAUGGCCGAUGACCCUAUGGCCACUAGCAUCUACGGAGAGGAAGGCCUCGCCCAACUUUUCCAGGGGCCCAACCCUUCAGCAGUCGACGAGAUGGCUGAUGCACUAAUGGCCGCCAGAACCCGCGCAAAGGAAGAGCUCGCAGAAGCCAUUUCGAAUUUAUGUUCCCCACCUCCUUGGCUCUUCAAUCGUGUCAGUCCACAACCGCCGUCACUGGAUGGAGCAGUUGGAGCCACUCCUGAAUUGAUUCAACUUCAAAAGAGUAUUCAAGGGCAGGCGUGGCUUCACGCGAAUGAGCCCGAACCACGCGAUGAGGCGGGCAACUCCAUCUUUGGCAACUUCCUGGUCCAUAACGAGGCGACAUCCGAGUAUACCUGUCGCUUUGAUGGAUGUGUAAAGGCAUACUCUCGAUGCGACCGUGCAAUUGGCCAUAUUCGAAGUCAUUUCCAGCAUAGACCGUUUAUAUGUGGGGGCUCUUGUGGCGUAGAAAUGUGCAAAGAGCGCUUCUAUUGCAAGUCGUAUCUCGCAGCUCAUGUCAAACGUCCCAAGGUUGACUGCGACUAUUGGUACGUCGCAUAA
Messenger RNA from Serendipita indica DSM 11827, 948 nucleotides. Lineage: Eukaryota; Fungi; Basidiomycota; Agaricomycetes; Sebacinales; Serendipitaceae. The record is from the annotation of a GenBank genome assembly.